Messenger RNA from Nicotiana tabacum (common tobacco), 1094 nucleotides. RefSeq names its product single myb histone 6. NCBI's taxonomy places the organism in Eukaryota, Viridiplantae, Streptophyta, Magnoliopsida, Solanales, Solanaceae. The record is from RefSeq and is a predicted model, not a curated record. Gene Ontology annotation, cellular component: nucleosome. Gene Ontology annotation, biological process: nucleosome assembly. Gene Ontology annotation, molecular function: double-stranded telomeric DNA binding.
UUAAAUCUUUAUGUACCAUUAUUACCUGCAACGCAGGUUUAUAGAAACCAGUUUUGAAAAUACAUGUAAUUUGGUGUUGAUGGUAUUAUUUUCUAAAGGGGUUAAUCAGAGUUUACUCUCGAAAUAAUUUUUGUUAGGGUUUCAAAUUCAUUUCCAAUCUCUAGGGUUUCUACUUCAACAGUUCACCCUGAUUUCAAUGGCGUAACUUCCGUUCGCCGGCGAGUUAUUUCGGUCACCGUCACAAACUCCGCGCUCGUCCUUUCUCCCGCUUUUCAUUUUCUGAAUAGAGUAGAUGCUUCUCUAGAUAGGAGAGCUCAACUUUUGUAUUCAGAGUCAGGAAGUGGUGGACCUAUUGAUGGGUGCACCAAAGCAGAAGUGGACAUCAGAAGAAGAAGCUGCCCUUAAAGCUGGUGUAGCGAAGUAUGGGGUUGGAAAAUGGAGCACCAUACUCAAAGAUCCAGAGUUUGCUGCUGUGUUGCGCUCUCGCUCAAAUGUGGAUCUGAAGGAUAAAUGGAGAAAUCUACAUGUCAUGGCAAAUGGUUUGGGGUCUCGGCAUCAAGGAAGGGUUGUCUCUAAAAGUGUCCAGCCCAAGCAGAGGCGUGAUGACAACUCCUUGCUUGUUAGCACCGCGGUUGAGAAUGAUAUAGAAGUUCUUGAUCCUAAACCUCUUGCAUCGUCUGGUGAUGCACUGGAGGAUGUUGGUUGUGAAAAACCGAUUUGUAGAUUGGACGAUCUUAUAUUGGAGGCAAUAGCCAAAUUGAAGGAACCCCAUGGAUCUCGUCGAAAUGCAAUUUUGUCUUACAUAGAGGAGUGGUAUACGGCACCUCCAAACUUUGAAAGACUGUUGGCAGCAAAUUUGAAGGUGUUAACUGAUAAAGGAAGACUGAUAAAGGUAAGGCAUCAAUACAGGAUUGCUCCGAGUAGAUUAUCAUCUGGUACCAAGGGAGGCCAUCUCCCUUUUCUUAUGGAUGGAAAGGAGGAUUCCACUAUGAUAGAAAAGAAUGAAAUUAGAAUACGGACUAAAGCACAAGUUGAUGUGGAGUUAGAGCAGAUGAAGAGCAUGACUGCAGAGGAGGCUGCUGCAGCUGCUGCAC